Talaromyces proteolyticus is the source of this 1329-nucleotide messenger RNA. RefSeq lists its product as uncharacterized. The transcript has a single exon. NCBI's taxonomy places the organism in Eukaryota, Fungi, Ascomycota, Eurotiomycetes, Eurotiales, Trichocomaceae. The record is from RefSeq and is a predicted model, not a curated record. Gene Ontology annotation, biological process: ergosterol biosynthetic process. The coding region runs from base 63 to 1103 and encodes 346 amino acids. Gene Ontology annotation, molecular function: iron ion binding; C-4 methylsterol oxidase activity.
AUUCAAUUACUGUUGUCCUAGUCUUUUCUUUCUACGCUCACACUGAGACUGAACACAUCAAGAUGGUUCCAGGACCCAACCAAAAAGACUCGAUGAAGUCGACCUGGCGUCACCUCAGCCGCAGCGAGUGGAACAUCUGGCACUGGUUCUAUGAAGUAUUGGGCGUCCAUCCCACAGCCUUGGAUAAGGAUGUCCCUGUGCACGCCAAAACAGAUGCAAUGCCAUAUCUAUCACACUGGAAACAACAUCGCUGGGUGCUCGCCCACGCAGUGAUUCCCCUCAUCAUCCAUCAGGCUUAUGUUCAGUAUACCGGCCAGAAUUUAGGCCCUCUGGCUGCUUUUACCUUCUAUAGCGCCGCUUUCAAGCUCAUCGCUAUUCGCCAACUGCACAUGAUGCGAGGUCUCGGCCACCUCUAUGGUUUCCUCGACGGUGACAAGCAUCCCCGUGACGAAGUCCCGGAUAUAGGUGUCGGAAAAGUUGUGCACUCGCUUGUGUCGACAUCUACCUUCCGCCCCAUGUUCACCGUCUUCUUGGCCUACCGUACCGCCUUAGCACCCUCGUCCAUCAACUGGUACUGGCUCCCUCUCGAGGCUGGCCUGUACGGCAUUAUCCUCGACUUUUGGUUUUACUGGUAUCACCGCGUCAUGCAUGAGUUCGAAGGACUAUGGAAAUACCACCGCACCCACCAUCUCACCAAGCACCCGAACCCAUUGCUCACCUUGUACGCCGACCAUGAGCAGGAGUUCUUCGACAUUGCCGGCAUUCCUUUGAUGACCUACUUCACUAUGAAACUAAUGGGCAUGCCCAUGGGCUUUUACGAGUGGUGGAUCUGCCAGCAGUACGUUGUGUAUGCCGAGCUUGCCGGUCAUUCUGGACUUCGCAUGCACGCGAUUCCGCCGAAUACUUUUGGCUGGCUUCUUGAAUGGUUUGGGGCCGAGUUGGUCAUUGAGGAUCAUGACUUGCACCAUCGCACUGGCUGGAAGAGCAGCCACAACUAUGGCAAGCAGACAAGACUGUGGGACCUUAUCUUCGGCACCUGCCGUGACAGAAUCGAGGAUCUUGGUAUCGAUUACACUAAUACCGUCGAUAUGCCUAUUUUCUAAAUAUUUCCUUUUAUCAUCCCGGAGCUUGAUUGACUGUGUAUGUUUGAGGGUUAUUAGAUGAUAGAUGGAUGUCGGAAUGACUCUCAUGACUGAUGAGUAUGUAUAUAAGUUGAAGAUACCAAGAUUUCUCCUAUUUUUCUUUCUUUUUUUGUCGUCUCUACUAUGCAUGUAUGUUUGCGAUCAUGUAUGGCUAAAUUGUCACGUUUGAUAUUCAAUAAAUGACUCG